GAAGUUAGAUAAAGUCGGUCAAACUCAACAGUUUGAGUUUUCUUAAAAAAACACCGUUGUUGAGAGUUCUGUUCUUCCGGUUUCUAAAACAGGAAUCAAAAAAGAAAAAGCGAAAAACUCUUUGAUUUGGCUAAUUUUAUUUCUUUUAUUUCUUUUGUUCAAAAUAGUUAAACCCAUAUCAGAUUUUUGACAGAAAAGAACUCCUAGAGAUGGCGGGAAACGGGUGGAACAGAAGCGUUGAGAUUGCGUGGAUUGCGGUGGGUUUGUUUCUAUGGAGUUUGAAAGAAGCAGAAGGGGUGAGAUUUGUGAUAGACAGAGAAGAAUGCUUAUCUCAUGACGUCAAGUUCGAAGGUGACACUGUUCAUGUCUCUUUCGUCGUGAUUAAGGCUGAUUCCCCUUGGCAUUUUAGCGACGAAGGCGUCGAUCUUGUGAUAAAGGGACCUUCCGGAGAUCAGGUUCAUGAUUUUCGUGACAAGAUAAGUGAAAAAUACGAGUUUGUUGUCCACAAGAAAGGGAUUUACCGUUUCUGCUUCUAUAACAAAUCUCCUUAUCAUGAAACCAUCGACUUUGAUGUACAAAUCGGGCAUUUUGCAUAUAACGACCAGCAUGCAAAAGAUGAACAUUUUACUCCAUUGAUGGAGCAGAUAUCAAAGUUGGAGGAAGCUCUUUAUAACAUCCAAUUCGAACAGCAUUGGAUAGAGGCUCAGACUGACAGACAAGCAAUAGUGAAUGAUAGCAUGGGCCGUCGAGCAAUUCACAAAGCAAUGUUUGAAUCAGCUGCACUUAUUGGGGCGAGCAUCCUUCAAGUUUACCUUAUGAAACGCUUAUUUGAACGAAAACUUGGAACAUCCAGAGUCUAAACCUCUUACACCUAUUAACUGCCAUGGGUGUUUGUUGAUUUUGGCAUGGCAAGCUCGAAGUUUGUGGUUUCUGGGUUUAACUAGCAGUUGUUUAUACCUAAUUUUACUUCGACUAUGGCGUUGCCAUUUCCACCUGAGUUAUGACAAUGUCUAGAAAUGGUUUUACAGAGAGCAAUUCAAGGAUGUUCCGGCAUUAGAGAGAUGUCGAUUUCUUUUCUGCCUCACUGGAUAAGUGAAAUUUGUUUUUGAAUGAUGGCUUCUUUUUUUUUUUUUUUUCCCUUUUUCUGCUAAAUUAUUGUAUUCAUUUUUAGUUCUUAACGUCAGUAGUUCCCAUUGAGUUUUCAGCAUAGUUAUGUUCGUUCUUUCAUAUAAUUUGUUCUUCAUCUUUCUCUAAGAAAUAUAAAAACCAGAAUGGCUGUAACUGCUAAAUUGAAUGAAAUAGUGCCUCACUGUAUCUAGCUUGAGCCAAUCAGUAACAUUGUUGAAUCAAAACUGGUUUAAGCACCCUGAUUACCCCGCCAUGGUGCUAGGCAGCUUUACCUUUAUACUAAAUUUGCAACAAAGUCAAAUCUGAAACUUAAUUCAACUAGUCGAUAUAGCCACUUUUCAAAAAU
This is a messenger RNA of Durio zibethinus, 1474 nucleotides long. RefSeq names its product transmembrane emp24 domain-containing protein p24beta2-like. The record is from RefSeq and is a predicted model, not a curated record. NCBI's taxonomy places the organism in Eukaryota, Viridiplantae, Streptophyta, Magnoliopsida, Malvales, Malvaceae.